CGGCAUCAAAUGACUGAUAACGAGACUCACAACGACGAUGAUUUGGCCCCUUCCACCACUGCUGGUUACAAGGUCGGUGAAAAAAAGACUUUAGAAGAGUUGGCUCAGUUGGAUGCCGAGGAUGAAUCACUCAAAAAAUGGAAAGAGUCGCUUGGUGUCGGUGCUUCUAAAUCAUUGCCACCUGGAACGGAUCCAAGAAAAGUAAUUGUUCUUGCAUUGGCACUCGAAGUCGAGGGUCGUCCAGAUGUUUCCAUUGAUCUAUCAACUCCUGAGGCAAUCAAGGCUCUUGAAACCAAUGUUCUUACAAUCAAAGAAGGUGUCGAGUAUCGCCUCAAAGUGACUUUCAAAAUUCAACACGAUGUUGUUUCUGGUCUGAAAUAUCUCCAUGUUGUCAAGCGUGGCCCUCUUCGAGUGGACAAGACUGAAGAAAUGGUUGGCUCAUAUGGCCCAUCUGCUGAGCCCUAUACCAAAAAGUUUACACUGGAAGAGGCUCCAAGUGGCAUGCUUGCACGCGGCCAGUAUACUGUCCGAAGCCGAUUUGUGGAUGAUGACAAUCAGGCUCAUCUUGAAUGGACCUGGACCUUUUCGAUCAAGAAAGACUGGGAUUAGUAUUGUUUUGCGCUGUCCACCUCACAUUCUACUCUAAGAUACGGCUGUUUUUGGCCGCCUUCACUUUACCCUCCUAUGAUCCCUUAUUGAGAAACUCGGCCUUCUCGAAUGAUAUUAACGUUGGACCAGUUUU
This is a messenger RNA of Batrachochytrium dendrobatidis JAM81, 742 nucleotides long. RefSeq lists its product as uncharacterized. Gene Ontology annotation, molecular function: Rho GDP-dissociation inhibitor activity; protein binding. Gene Ontology annotation, cellular component: cytosol; cytoplasm; membrane. The transcript is spliced from 8 exons. Lineage: Eukaryota; Fungi; Chytridiomycota; Chytridiomycetes; Rhizophydiales. The record is from RefSeq and is a predicted model, not a curated record. Gene Ontology annotation, biological process: Rho protein signal transduction. Bases 10 to 609 code for a protein of 199 amino acids.